AUGACGAGAACCGGCCCUGCAAAUAGUGCUAUCUCUUGGGAAACCAAAAGCCUUAUCCCCGAGGAUGGCGGCAGAAUUGAUUCGGUCGCUGGUCAAGAUGUGAGGCCCAAAGGACGCAUCAGACGAUCAAUGACUGCUUGUAAUACAUGUCGCAAGCUCAAGACUCGCUGUGAUGUUGACCCGCGUGGUCAUUCUUGUCGUCGCUGUUUAUCUUUGAGGCUUGAAUGUGAGCUCCCAGAGACAACAGACCGGUUCCAGGAUAACGCAUCGACCUGGUCGGACGCUAGUGCCGCUAUCCCCUCAAUAGAGGAACGGCUUGUGUCACUUGAGAGAGGCAUGGGGGAGAUGAUCCAUCUAAUGCGGCAGAUGGUAAACCACUCGCCAAGUAUGUCCAGCAGUUUAACCUCGCAGGCGAGAAGCAACAGCAUAGACGACACAGCUUCAAAUGACAGUAUGCCAUCAUCGCUAUAUCCCAUCAAGCCAGCACAGGUUAUUCGAGAUCUGCAAGCGGAAUGCUUCGGGGAGAGAGAUCAGUUUCCCGCGGAUGCUGAUAUCCUCGGAGAUAUCGUCACUCAAGGAAUCGUAGAUUCUAAGCUCUCCACGAAGUUGAUUGAACUUUUCGUGGAAUACUUCGGCCACUGGAUCUCAAUAAAUCAUUCGUCCAGCAUUCAACGGUCAAAUACGCUUCUUUUCAAUAUUGCGUGUCUCUUGGCUUCACGCUAUCUUCCUGGUUUGCCGCAACACACCGUACGGGAUAUCUCACUUCAUGUACAACAUGCCGUGGCGAAGAUGCUGUGGAAGCCCCCACCUAUGACAAGCGAUAUGCUACAGGCAUUGACAUUGCUUUGUCUUUACUCAACCUCGGUCCAUAAAGAAGGACUAAUGGAUGACUGGUUGCUGAGCGGGAUCUCGAUCAACCAUGCCCUAAUAUCCUUCAACUUCCUUAACACGCGGCCUGGAGAUAGUCCUAACACAGACGAGCUCCUCGGGCAGUUGCGUCUGUGGAACACGCUCUGCGCCACACAACUACACUCGGCUCUCGCAAACGGCCGCACCCCACAAUACAUUGAUCAAUGUCCCCGCAUUCUGGAACACGCAGGCGCCACACCAGAAGACGGAAGAAUUGUCGCAGAAAUUCAAUUAUACCGCAUAGCCCUGAAACUUCAACACAGCCAACAUCGCCUCCAAUUUGCGGAACCAGAGUACGAAGAGAUCGAGCGCUGGAAAAUGGAAUGGGCCCAUCUCCUAACCAACAACGAAGACUCAACCCUCGACCUCAACCUUUGGUUCUGUCAACUCCUCCUACACCGCACAGCAACACGCAUCCAACCCGACAGCGACCGUCUAGUUCCAGAAAUUUGCGGCAACGCCCGCCUUAUAAUUUCCAAAUUCCUCCAAACCCGCUUCUCCUCCGCACCAGCCUUAAUCGACCACAUCUACUUCAUCGUCGGCUAUGCAGCCCUUACACUAUGCGACUACAACCUCUCCGAUCCCCUAAUUAGUCAGGUCCGCGGCUUCAUGCUGCAUCUUGCGCCGAGUGGCGAUAACCUCUCGUACCGCAUUGCCUGCAUAGUUGGUGAGGUGCAGCGUCGCUAUUCGGAGGCGACGACUGUUGUCUCGGAGCAUUCGUCGCCUACGGAGGUCAAGAGUGUACCCAUCUUCGGGACGCAUCAUUCUCGUCAGGGGAUGGAUAUUUCGCAGCUUAUGCCUGCGUCCGAAGCGCUCGAUUCGCUGGUUGAGGGGUACGACUGUUUGCAGCAGUUGAUGCCUGGGUAUACUGUGCAGUCGUCAUUUGAGGCUCCGGAUUUGUUUCAGCACUCGGCGCCUGUCACCGGGGGUGCGAUGCCUAUUGGCAUGGUACCGAGGGCGUUGCAUGACUGGUGA
Molecule: messenger RNA, 1884 nt
Organism: Penicillium soppii
Lineage: Eukaryota; Fungi; Ascomycota; Eurotiomycetes; Eurotiales; Aspergillaceae
Exons: 6
Coding region: 1-1884 (627 amino acids)
Biological process (GO): regulation of DNA-templated transcription
Cellular component (GO): nucleus
Molecular function (GO): DNA-binding transcription factor activity, RNA polymerase II-specific; zinc ion binding; transcription cis-regulatory region binding
Source: RefSeq, a predicted model, not a curated record